Molecule: messenger RNA, 2034 nt
Organism: Durotheca rogersii
Lineage: Eukaryota; Fungi; Ascomycota; Sordariomycetes; Xylariales; Xylariaceae
Exons: 1
Coding region: 473-1816 (447 amino acids)
Source: RefSeq, a predicted model, not a curated record
GCUUGGUGGGGGGAUAGGGAAGCGGAUGGAGCUAUGCGGACCAGAGAAGAGACAGGUUACAACCUAACAUACCGACUACCCCAGGGAGCUUACCGAGGAUGACAUCGUCGCCGCUACAUGCCUAUUCGAUGUUCGACACUGAAAAUAAAGACAACGAACGGGUAAGCAGCUUGGCGCGUGAGAUGUGACCCCAACGGUAGGCAGCGGACAUAACCAAUCUAGGUAACCAACUCAGGUAACUAAUCAAGGUGAACUAAUCAACGGAGCUAAUCACGAGAGUCCCGACGGAGACUCGGGUGCAGGUACGGGCAGAUACCUAUAUAAAGUCGGGGUUGGGAACGACUCCGAACGUCUUUUUUUGUCUCUGUCUGUCUCUGUCUCCAGGUAUCUCUUAUCUCUACUCUCUACCCCCCCUACUCUCUAGGCCCAAGCUCCGUCGCCUACGCCGUCCACCCACCACCCACCACCCACCAUGGCGUCCGACGACGAGGAGGUCCCCGUGGUCCAGAUCCUCUCGAAGCAGAACUUCUACUCGCAGGCUCUCGUGCCGCUCCCACACCUCACGCUUUCGCGCCUGCCCGCGCUGGGCCCGCGCUCGCUCCGCGUCCGCACCCGCGUGCUCUCCAUCACCGCCAACAACUUCACGUACGCGCGGUUCGGCGACCUGUUCGGCUGGUGGGGGGUGCACCCGCUGCCGGCCGGCACGCCGGCGCCGUACGACGACGCGGCUGCCUACGGCCGCAUCAACUGCUGGGGCUACGCGCGCGUGCUGCGCUCGACCCUGCCCGCCGUCCCCGACGGCAGCUUCGUCUGGGGCUACCUGCCCCUCGGCACGCUGGCGCUCGACCUCGAGUUUGCCGACGCCGCCGCUGCUGCUAGCUCCGGCCCCGAGCCGCGCCUCCUCGUCGCCACCAACGCCUACCGCCGCCCCCUCAUGCCCAUCUACAACCGCUACCUCGUCUUCCGCGCCGGCACCCCCGCCGCCGCCGCCCUCGAGGCCGAGAUCGAGCGCCGCGACCCCGGCGUCGCCUACGACUCCAUCGCGCGCUGCAUGCACCUGACGGCGUACCUGAUGGCGCUCGUCGUGUUCUCGCCGGCGCCGGCCCCCGCGCCUUCGCCGCCCCCCCCUCCCGCGAACCCCGCCGGCUUCGACCUCGCCAGCGCUACCGUCGUCAGCUUCGCCCCGGCGUCCAAGGUCGGGCUGUCCUUCGCCUGGGUGCUGCGGCGCGACGCGCCGGCCAGCGUCGGCCGGCCCCGCGCUCUCGUCGCCGCCGCGAGCGAGCACUCGGCCGCCUUCGCGCGCGCCACCGGGCUCUACGACCGCGUAGUGGUGCUCGGCGGCCCCGACGACGGCCCCGCCGGCCCCGCCGCCCUGCUCGGCGUCGGCCCGCCCGACUCCGUCGUCCUGUGCGACUUCGGCGGGCGCCGCGGCGCGUCCGGCCGCUGGGCCGCCGGCUUCGCCGCCGCGGGGUGCGCGAGCGUGCGACUCGUCGCCGUCGGCGGCGAGCUCCCAGACGAGGCGUCGCUGUCCGCACCCCCGGCUCCGGCCGAGGCCAAGGAGCCGCCGCCGCCGCCGCCGCCGCCGUUCGAGGUCGUGCGCGUCAACGCCGACGACAUGCUGACGGAGGCGGUGCGCCGGCUCGGCGAGGACGGGUACGCGGCGGUGGUGGGUGGGUCGUGGGCGAAGCUGCGACGCGAGGGUCUUCCCGGCUUCCGGGUCACCUGGGGCGAGGGCAUGGAGGACGUGCGGAAGGGGUGGGACCGCUUCGGGCGCGGCGAGGUGCAGGCGGACGAGGGGCUCGCGUUUAGGAUAUAAUCAGGAGGCGGGGGGUGUGGCGAUGCGAGGAUGGGGAUGCGAGAGGAAGGGGGAUAGAGACUAGGUUGAUGCCAGAGCAAUGCAGGCAUCUAGGAUGGAAAUGUCUACGCCCCUCUGAAUAAAAAAAGGAAUCGGAUAUCACAACAUACGCCCAUGUAUUCGACACGUGAGUGGCUGCCCUAGUAGGAAAAAGGGGCGGCGUGCCCAGCUUCACUUCU